This is a messenger RNA of Glarea lozoyensis ATCC 20868, 903 nucleotides long. RefSeq lists its product as uncharacterized. The transcript has 3 exons. The coding region runs from base 1 to 903 and encodes 300 amino acids. The record is from RefSeq and is a predicted model, not a curated record. NCBI's taxonomy places the organism in Eukaryota, Fungi, Ascomycota, Leotiomycetes, Helotiales, Helotiaceae.
AUGUCGUCGGUAUUGCGACGUAACGGUCCAAUCAUUCCAAUCAUGGACUCCCCCCAGCAAUUCCAUCGCGUCGACACAGCCUUGCCGUUGCUCAAGCGCAACACACCAACGGUCCCAGUGUUCCUCUCAGACACUCAACUUCCGGUACGCCUUAAUCAAGUUGUACGCAUUGACCAAGAUGAUUCGGUCAUGACAGCGCUCGAGAUGUUUUGUCCGGAGUACGGUGUCUCCAUGGCGCUACGUUCACGUCUCCAGAUCACACACCUUGAGAACUUCCCAACAAGAUUCCCCAUGACACGUCAAUUCUCUGAGGCAUCCAAGAAGCUGUAUGGAAAUCUCACCAUGAGUUGGGACUCUAUCGGCAUGCGAGUUGAUUAUCCCAUCCCUAAGGAUAUCAUGAUCCCUGACGGAGAUAUUAACUUCAUUGGUCUGAUGGCAAAUCCCAAGAUCAAUUUUCGCUCCUUUGCAGAGGAACUGACCAACCUCAACAUCGGCAAAAUUGUCACCAAACAAGUCACUGAAGCUGCUUGGGUUCACUUCCUCCUGCGAAAGUUCAAGGCCUUGUUAGCCGAUCAACAAGCCCUUCAACGUGGUGUUGGUAUCGUCACGCAACUUGUCGCCUUGAAGUCCGAGCAGGACGUUUCCGACAUGGCAAAGGUUCACUUGAAUUGUCUGCUCAACGAAGUCGAGUCCCGUGACGCUGCAGUAUACUGGAACGAUGCAUCGGAUUCUAACCCAGAGUUGGAUACCAAAGAUUUUGAUAUUCUUGCCUACCAAGACAAGAUUGAUGAAGAAGAUUCUACUUGUCAAAUGUUGACUCCUGAGCGCUUUUUCAAAGAAUAUCCCAGUCUGUUGGUUGAGAAUGUUGAGGAUGUUGAGAAACUGCUUGUUGGUGGGCAAUAG